Molecule: messenger RNA, 5113 nt
Organism: Hyla sarda
Lineage: Eukaryota; Metazoa; Chordata; Amphibia; Anura; Hylidae
Gene: PAK3
Product: p21 (RAC1) activated kinase 3
Exons: 18
Coding region: 261-1988 (575 amino acids)
Biological process (GO): regulation of actin cytoskeleton organization; regulation of MAPK cascade; intracellular signal transduction
Cellular component (GO): cytoplasm
Molecular function (GO): protein serine/threonine kinase activity; ATP binding
Source: RefSeq, a predicted model, not a curated record
CAAGGAGGUAGCUGAAGCAUCCAAGCCACUAAUGUGAGCACUGGAGGUCAGGAGCUGGAGGAGGGAUGGCAGCAUUUCUGCAGAUGGACUAACCCAGGGCUUCCCUUUCUUCACAAGCUCUUGCUGCGGAAGGGGCACGGAGGAUACAGCAUGCCAGGGUGGGUGCCAGGAAACUCAGACAAACCUAAGGCAGAUCUUCUAUGUGGUUAGAUUUGAACACGGGAACCCAGCUCUACAGGAGGCUGUGAGGACUGCUGAAGAUGUCCGAUAGUGUGGAUAUUGAAGAAAAACCUCCAGCCCCCCCUCUUAGAAUGAACAGUAAUAACCGUGAUUCUUCAGCGUUAAAUCACUGCUCCAAACCACUACCCAUGGCACCUGAAGAGAAGAACAAGAAGGCCAGGCUGCGCUCUAUUUUCCCAGGAGGAGGGGAUAAAAGUAAAGUUUCAUUGUCCAGCAAAAAGAAAGAGAAGGAACGCCCGGAGAUCUCCCUCCCUUCAGACUUUGAGCACACCAUCCAUGUUGGCUUUGAUGCUGUGACGGGAGAAUUCACUUUUGGAAGUACCAUUGGGAUUUCUAACACUCCAGAUCUCUGUGGUUCACAGAUGGGCUCAGGGAAACUCGCAGAGGGAAUCCCAGAGCAAUGGGCUCGAUUACUGCAGACCUCAAACAUCACCAAACUGGAGCAGAAGAAGAACCCUCAGGCUGUGCUAGAUGUCCUCAAAUUCUAUGAUUCCAAAGAGACUGUGAACAACCAGAAAUACAUGAGCUUUACGUCUGGAGAUAAAAGCGCACAUGGAUAUAUAGCUGCUCACUCUUUGAACACAAAGACUGCGUCAGAGCCCCCUCUAGCCCCUCCAGUCUCAGAGGAGGAGGAUGAAGAAGAGGAAGAGGAGGAGGAUGAGCCCCCACCUGUGAUAGCCCCACGUCCUGAACAUACAAAAUCUAUAUAUACACGGUCCGUCAUUGAACCAAUAGCUGUACCUGUACCAGCUAAAGAGGCCUCAACUUCCCCAGUAACCACCCAGCCAGAAAACUCAAGCACGAGCACUUUGUACAGGAAUACUGACCGACAACGCAAAAAAUCCAAGAUGACAGAUGAAGAAAUCCUGGAGAAAUUAAGAAGCAUUGUCAGUGUGGGUGAUCCUAAAAAGAAGUACACAAGGUUUGAAAAGAUUGGCCAAGGGGCAUCUGGUACAGUGUAUACAGCUAUAGACAUUGCUACAGGACAAGAGGUAGCAAUAAAGCAAAUGAACCUUCAGCAGCAGCCCAAGAAAGAGUUAAUUAUUAAUGAGAUCUUGGUCAUGAGGGAAAAUAAAAAUUCGAACAUUGUGAAUUAUUUAGACAGUUAUCUGGUCGGGGAUGAGCUCUGGGUAGUCAUGGAGUACCUGGCCGGGGGUUCCUUGACUGAUGUUGUCACAGAAACCUGUAUGGAUGAAGGACAGAUUGCAGCUGUUUGUCGAGAGUGCCUACAAGCCCUGGAUUUCUUGCAUUCAAAUCAAGUUAUACACAGAGAUAUAAAAAGUGACAACAUAUUGCUUGGGAUGGAUGGCUCAGUAAAACUUACUGACUUUGGUUUCUGUGCUCAGAUUACACCUGAGCAAAGUAAACGUAGCACAAUGGUGGGGACACCUUACUGGAUGGCACCUGAAGUGGUGACGAGAAAAGCCUAUGGACCUAAAGUGGACAUUUGGUCUUUAGGAAUUAUGGCCAUAGAAAUGGUUGAAGGAGAACCGCCUUACCUUAAUGAGAACCCUCUCAGAGCGUUGUACCUGAUAGCUACCAAUGGAACUCCAGAACUGCAAAACCCAGAGAGACUGUCAGCUGUUUUCCGAGAUUUUCUCAACCGAUGCCUAGAGAUGGAUGUGGACAGGAGAGGUUCUGCCAAGGAGCUUCUGCAGCAUCCAUUUUUAAAACUAGCCAAGCCUCUUUCUAGUCUGACUCCAUUGAUUAUAGCAGCAAAGGAAGCCAUUAAGAAUAGCAGCCGCUAGCCACGCUGGACUUGAGCUGUAGCCUCCACAUAAAGAACACAGAACUCAGCAGAAUCUGAAAACCUCAUCCCCUCACAAAGCAGGAUUAACCAGCUAACCAGCUACUGUCCUGGGGAAACAUAACCCAUCAUGAUGCACCUACUUGUGUCUUCUUCUACCUGCCCUUUUGGAUUCCUCAAACUCUCUUAAUUUUUUUUUUUUUUAAUUGUAAGUAAGAACAGGACUUAAAAUUCUAUAUGGCACGUUACAAAAAUGGUGCUGCACGUCCGCACGUUAAUCCACUGCAGAAACUUUCCGUAGUUGGGUUGUACUUUCAUAAUGGACGAUUCAUUUUCUGUCUGGUUUCGUCUUUGCUUUGUAUUAAAAGAGAAAAAAAAUGAAAAAAAUCUUUCUGCAUUUUCAAAAAAUGCAACAUCUGUAAUGACCUUAAAGCAUCUGUAACAGGUCUGAUGGUCUUUGUAGACCUCAAAUCCCACUUAUUGUGCUGGUCUUACGUCCCUGUUUUCAGUACAGGGUCCAUUUACUUAAGGUACAGUUUGCAUGUAAGAGUAAUCAUUCAUCAAGGAGAAGCUACAAUGCAGUGUCUGCCAUACAACCAUAUGAGACAACAUGGAGACCGUUACUCCGAACAAGAGCUAUAUUGUGCCUCCCCUGGCAGUCUAGAGGUUAAUAUUGAGGAGGGAGCAUGGCACACAUAUUUAAUCUGGAGUAAAAGAAAAAAGGAGUCACUUGGUUCAGUUUGAUACUGUUCACCCUUGAAGUGCUGUUGUUGUAGCAUAUAAGAGGAUUUCACAGCCAGGCGUUAUCUAUUAUAAAAUGAUGAAUAAUAAACUUGGCACCUAUAGCCUACACUCGGGGGACGCAGCCGUUUUGUGGGCUAAACUAUUCACUAGGGUUUUUCAGGAUAAUCGCAUAGGAACAAAAAUUAUAUUUAUAUAAUAAAGAUUAUUAUUCAGGCCCUACUGGUUAUGAAGUGGGUGAGUGAGGUCACAAAAUGGCUGCUGAUACUGGGUAUAGGCCAUGUAUGCGGUGACUGGGGAAUCAUGAUAAACAGCACUGGAAUAAACCUCAGAUCAUAAUACCAGAAGGGAAAGGUUUUUGUUUUCUUUAUUAAGCACCAAAGACAAAAAAUGACCCCUAUGUUAUAACUGUCCACCUAUUUAAUGCUGUACCUUUUGUCAUACAUCAAGGCACUCCUGUAUCAAAGCCGUCUUGUUUCCUCUAGCACACGGAGUCCAUAUUUCUUGCGCUUCAAAGCAAUAAAGUUUUGAUACAUGAGGUCUGUAGUGUUUGCUCAGUGAGCGUCAGGUAAAAGGCUGGGAGCGGGCAGGAUUUCCAUUCUAAGUGCCCUUAGUGAGGGAACCAUUAGUGCCAUGAGGAUUCUGCCAGGCGAGUGUAGGAGGUGGAGAUGAAGAGAUCGGAGCUGUUGUCCAGGUGUGAAUAUUAACAAUUGGAAACGUUGCCAAAGUACAGAGACUUAUCUUGAUACGGAUGUGGGGAUUGUGGCUGAGCCUCCUUAGAUGCUAGAUUUACAGUAUAUGAUUAAUUCUAAAUCUGUUGAUGGGCUGCUGGAAUACUAAUCUGUAUACUAGCCAUUCAUGGAGGCUGUGGUUCCUUAUUUUAUUCCUCAAAAGUCUUUAUCACAGAAGAGCUAGAUGCAAAAAGGAAUAUUGUACUUAAAAGAAUGUAGCUCUUGUACACAUCUUUUUCUGGUCUUUAGAGAUAAAGUAGAUUUCAAUUUAAUAAUACAAAACCUCUUAAACUGUAGCUGUGACAUCUCAAUUUAGGCCCAAAGAAACAUUGACAGACUGCAAAAUGUUAAAGAAAGUAGGAUUAAGGGUUUGAAAUUUAUUGCAAGGGAUUAGAAAUAGAAUUGUAGCAAAGAUAUGUUCCGUAGACCAUUAUAAUAAUAAGAAGAAGAAGAAAAGAGAUGAGCUGGAUGUGGACCUAGAUCGUGACGUCAGACGGAAGACGGACGGAAGAUCUUGACGUCACGACUCCGCCCCGUGUGACGUCACGCCCCCUCAAUGCAAGUCUAUGGGAGGGGGCGAGCCAGCCGUAACAGGUGGGUGCUGCGUGCUUUAUUGCGGGGGUCCCCAGCUGCGGGACCCCCGCAAUCAGACAUCUUAUCCCCUAUCCUUUGGAUAGGGGAUAAGAUGUCUAGGGGUGGAGUACCCCUUUAAGGCAUGGACAUUAUUGGUAAAAUACCCAAUGCAUCUUUUUACUCUGCCUAUAGGAGUGGGGUGGUACUAAGCAGAGGACCUCUUUCUCAAACUCUGACUGAUUCUUGGCUCAUACAUUCUUUUUCUCUAGAGACCAAAAAGAAAAAUACAUAAAGUUCAUGCUUCAGGAGUUGUACGUGUAAUGUUUUACAUGUGCCAUGAAACAUAUUAAGAUUCUUUUUAUUUGUAAUGUUUUAUCUGAAAGUUAUACUGUGAUUUUAUUUUGAAUAGCACAAAGGGAAGAGUAUAGGGAUUUAGAAAGUUGAAUGAUAGUGGCAUAAAAUGAAAUGGAGAAAAGUCAUUUGAAGAAUCAAAAGCAAAUGAAGCAAAAAAAAUUCUAAAUUAGUUUAUGCUGAUAAGGGUAUAUUCCUGCCUUGAUGGUACAUUUGGCCUGGAAUAUUAAUAUUCAUGUUUUCAAUAUAUAUUUGGUACGGGCUUUUUAUGGAAUGCCGCACAAAUGUCUUCUAUAUUUAUUUAUGACUUUAAUUUUAUAAUGUUUUUCUUUUUUUUUUUUCUUUUUUUUGCAUUUUAUCUUUAUUUUUGCAAUUGUUGUAAAAUUCUGUUCUAUUAUUUACAAUGCUGUGUUUCCUGAAUAUUUUUAGUUUUGUUUAGGGUUUUUAAUUUCAUAAAUAAAAGGAAUGCUGAGCUUCUUAAAAAAAAAAAAAACAACUAAAUAAUAAGAAUAAAGAUUUUCCACAAAGGAUUGGGGAGAGCAGUCAUAAAAAAUUACAGUAUCUAAAUUUUUUCCUGCCUAUGCCUCUUUGUCAAUGGUAGAGCUCUAUCUCUCCACCUUAAUGCACUUUUACUGGUUCAUUAUAGAAGGGUCCAUUGCAGCUAGAGAGGAGCGAACUUACAGUAAAUUUGAUUCGUCACGAACUUCUCGGCUCGGCAGUUGAUAACUUU